GCAGGACUGAGUGGGAUGAUGUCUUUGGUGUGACUGUUCUGGAAAGCUGCAAAAUAAAUUAUUUCUGCAAGUUAAUUGAAAGAGCAAAUAUAAACAAAGAAUCUAUUUAUGAAGAGUCUUUAAUGACAGAGUAUGCAUCACAUCUGUAGCUUUUCCACUGUUUGCUCUUGACCACUGCUAUAGAAAAUAUAUUUUUUCCUCUUAAUAAAAGGCUGAAAAUGACCAGUGUUCCUGACUUCUGUUUCUUUUUAAGUAAAGAAAUGACAGUGCCCUCCUUACUGAAAACGGUGUGCUGCAGGAAUGAGAGAAUGAGAAAAGCCUGCUUAAUCAUUAACAUAGGAACUCUUUCUUCCUAAUGGUUACUGUGGUGGUUUGGUUGAACAGAGAGGGUUUUGCUGGGUUUUCCCACUGAUGCAAAUUGUGAAAUCAUGCUAAUAGCAUUGCACACUUGCAGCUUUCAGCAGUCGUGCUGAAGCUUGCAGUGCUGUUUGUGACAGUAGCUGUAACUAUGUUUGUACAAAGGUGACCACAGUCCUAUGAAAUGAACUUCCUUAGAGUCAAAACUGUAUUUGAUUUCCCCAUGUUUUAAUUCUUCUGAGAUGUUUGAAUACCAUUACCCGAGCUUCAUUCUUUGUAAUGAAAAAUUAGGUACUUCCCAUCUCAAACUCGCUUGACCCGGUAGUUCUUCAACAGAAAGGGAGCAGAGAACUGCUCCCUGUCACUGCAAGUGACUUGUAUGUACAGGUUACUUGCCUCAAAGUAGAUCUUUUCCUUAUGCUCAGUUUUUGUUGUGUUGGUCUUGUGCUAUGCAUGCAUGGACUUAUGUUUUCUGGCUUUUUUCACUUGCAUGAGAUUAUAGUGUUGUAUGAGAUGGUAGUUGUUGCUUUUGAUUCCUUCUUACAACCUAGAGAAACAUCAGGUGCAAUUUCUGGGUUGUUACAGGUGGGGCUUUUCUGACUUCAUCGUAUGUAAUUGUGCAAUCCUAAUGUUACUCCUCUUGUGGUGAGUUGACUUUCCUGAAUAUGGUAUCACUAAUUACUUUUUCUCCUGAUGAGUUUCUGAAGGAAACUGUGAGACAGAGUAAGGAUCCAUCCUGAAUUAGGUGAAGUGUCUAACAGUAGUGAAAAGUCUGUGAGGCCAAAGCUGAAAGAAAAACUCGCAUGCCGAGAUAGCAAAGAGACAGAAAAAGAAAAACAGAAAAGACCACGAGGUCAAUUUGCCCCGACCUAGAAAUUCCUUUGAUAAAGAAGAACUAGUGCUAAGUGUCAUGCAAGAUGAAUAUGUAUGAACUUAUUGUGAAACUGUAUGCAUAUGCAUUUGGAAGGGGGAUAAAAGGAGGUCUGAAAUCUUCAGGGGUACGCAUGCCCUUUUGGGGAGUCUUGCGUCCGGCGCGCGUCGUAAUAAAGCAUACCGGGCUUUACAACUUUUACAAGUUGUGAGGUUUCUUCUUUUCUCCGCAAAACAUGUGUUAAUAGUUACUGAUGGUGUUGGUGACAGACAUGGCCCUGCACAGGGUGGUGGGUACCUUGAGGGUGUGUAGCACACACAGCAGUAGCAGGAAACUUGACUAAACUAUAGAGUAGCACAGCUAGAUACAGUACAUACCAUCUUUGAACCUUUGUAAUUCGCUGUGAGCUAGUCUGGAGUAAGCUUGAGACCUUUCCCAGCAGUUGUAAAUCAAAUGUGUAUAUUUUGGAGCUACAGUGUUUAUUCAUGUGUAAGUAACAGUUCUGCAGACUAAUUCCAGCAAUGCACUAUAUAAUAAAUCAAGAGGUGUUUGAUUAUGCCCUCUCUGACUUCAAGCUACCAAGGUCUUAGUGUCCUCAACACAGGUGAUUGAACUGGUUUUCAGCUGAAGGGAUCAGUAGUGAACCUGAUGACUUCCUAAAGGAUGGGCAAAAUAACCAGUCAUGCAGCUGCUGUGAGAUUUGGGACUGAUAAUCUCUGUGUUGUGUGGCUCUCAAGGACAGAGGAUUUAUUUGUCAAACAUAGUGCAGGCUGUACCUGUGUUGCAUCAUCACAUGCAGCUAAAUAUUAAGUGCUACUGGUUGAGUCCAUUUUAAGUGGGGAAAUAGUGAAGUACCUGUUUCCACACUGCCUGUUUCAGUGCUGAAAAGCUUGACGUGUCUGUUUUUCACAAACACAUUUUGUAGUAAUGCUUAUGUGUGUACUUCCAGGGAAGGGUGUUAAUGUUGCUCAGGUGUUUUCUAUGAACUUGCCAUCUUCAUUCUAAAUUGCUUUCAGCUUUGGUAUUUGAUUCAAUCCCUUUCCUACUGAAUCAGUAUUGGCUUUUGAGCAUUUGUCUUGGAUGAACCAGUGUCCCUGGAUGAAGGGCAUUUAAUCCAGAGCAAGGCAUGAAAAUAAAAUGUCUCUGUGGUAAUAAGAGGGUUUUUUACUUUUGCUGAGUAGAAAACUGAAAGUGCUGUGAAGAUGAUCUGUAUGGCCAUGGUACUGUCAAGGGAGAAAGGAAGAUUUAGUCUUUGUGGUUCAAUCACUUUACUAGUCUUCCUUUUAGAAAUUUGAGUGAAAACACUAAGUUAAUCUCUAGUGUGUGCUCCGAAAUCUACCUUUUAAAGUGCUGUAUCAUUCUCUCUACAAUGUCACAUUGACACCCAGCAGAAAAGUUGUGUUGUUUCUAAUGAGAGCUUUGUGCUGCUAUUGCCGUGGGUUGAAAGCUUCCUGUCUGCCUUUCGCAGAGAAAUCACAACAGGUCAUCCUCACCCACGGUGCUGGCUUCAGCAUCACUGCAACACCACUAUUUAUGUCCUAGAAGAUGUCAGAUGAAGGCUUUUCUUGUCCUAAUGAGUCAUUAACACAGUUAUUUUUUACUCAGGAAUUUACCUAACAGAAGAAUGAAAUUACUAACUUCCUUUUUUUCCACUUUCUUUGAUGCGCCUGCAAAAGGGUUUUGGUAGUAUUAAAAGGUAGGAGAAAAUGCAAUGGUGCUUCUCAGGAUGCUUCCUCUAAUGUAGUUCUACAUUUCUUCUCAUAGCAGUUCAGUUUUGUCUCACAGAUCUUAUGUAAAGUAUCUUUCUCCUAAGUGUUCACAAUCUUGAUAUCCCAACUCCCCAUUUUAUCAGAUGUCAGCCUAUCUUGGAGAGAAGGCUCCUUACAGAUUUUUUGCAGAGGCCUAAAGGUACACAAGUUGUUGUCAGGAUCAUAUAGCGAGUAUAUGGCAAUGGUAUGAAAAACAGAGCCUGGAUCCCAAGAUUUUUUUAUUGUGGUGCUUUUUUAGCUAUAAGAUCAUCUGUCCUGCUUUGGAGAGAAGGUUGAGAGAAAGUUCUUCAUUUCCCCAUAACUCUUGCAGAUGGGUGUUCUUCUGCUUCAGUAGCUAGGAUUUAUUUCUUCACUUAGUUAAGGGGCCUCUGAAGACCAGGUUCACUGUUUUUUUCACUUUGUCCUUAACAGAAAGCACCUUUCUGAAUGGACUGUGCUCACCCUGUGCAAAGCUUAAUUUGUCUUCUUUCCUUCCCACGGGUCAGCCUGCCAGGAUGGCUCUUAGGAACCAUGCAGCUCUGUAUUGCACGUGGCCUCAUCAUUGCAGAAAUAAGAUUGUGCUGGCCAAAACCACGAUGGAUUCUUGAAGUUUGUCAUAAAGCAUUACUGCAGCCUUGCCUGGGAGACAGUGUUAUUCCAGAGCACUGUUAGUUAGGAGAGGCAAUCAGUGUGUCUUUAACUGAAUGGUGCCAAUGGGAAUGGCAUGUUAGGCAGGGCAGCUGCAAGCUCGUCCUGAAACACGACCACCCUUGAAACCCUAUCUCUACCCCACUGACCUGUGCAGGCUGACUUCACACUGGGAUGGGAGACCACGUGGGUUGCGUCAGUGCCUGAAAUGUAAUUGCAUCCUGGCAGUGGGGCAGAUCCUGCCUGUGUGACUGAUAAUGUGUUACUUGAAGCAGGGGAGGAAUUGCAUUUACGCAUGUUUUGUGUAGCUGACCAUGGAGGACUGACCUCAAAGGCUCCCUCUUGUGCCUCUGUCCUGGGUUACCUGAGUGGGAAGUGUUGGCUGUCCUCAUUGGGCUAAAUGAAGGUCUAGGGCAGGUUCUAAGUAGAUAUUAGAAAAAUGAGAAUGUGAGAUGAUGUUUCUCAAGGGUGCUUCCCAACAGAACUUGUAAUCCCUCAACUAGGAUUUCCCCACAAAAUGUGCUUCCAAGUGUUACAUGCUCACAAAGCUUUUGGCAGGCUGGAUAGUGUCAUCUUCAUGAUAGAUGAAACUGGGUGCCAGAGGUUUGUUUGCUCUAGUUUUAUCCCUUGCAUUCACAGUUCUCUGGCUGUGCAAAGCUUUUCCUUAUGCCCGUUGAUCUAAAACACCCCAUGAGAGGAAGCUCGCUGGAGUAAGGGGAGGCUGUAACGGACCUGGAGAGUAUUAAUUGAGAGCCAGCCUCUCUUCUUUUGCCAAGUCCCUGCCACAGUUACGAACCACAGUGGGAAAAGGGGGUGACCUUUUUCCUUUUUUGUGCUGGGUGAAAGUCACUCUCUUGCAGGAGUGCAGAGCAGUGGAGAGCCUGAUGUGUGACUGGAGCUCGCCAUGAUAAGCUGGCUGUUUUCCCUUCUCCUUUCCCCUCCUCGCGCUGUGCUGGGCUUAUCUGGCCGCCUGAGUUAUGUUAAGUAGCGGGUGCAUGCUUGCUCUCUGUUCUCCUCGCUGCUUUUGCUCCUUGGAUUUCAAUUCCAAACAUGGUUAUCCAUUUGGGGUCUCUCUCCGUUCCACUGCCAAGAGAUACACAUUCCACACUCAUCACCAGCUCCCUCUGCUGCUCUCUCACGGUCGCUAUUCCAUUUGCUGCAGCGCGGGCGAGACAGGCAGUGCAAGGAGAUCUCUGUCCCGUCUGUGAGUUUUCCAGCUAAUGGCCUCGACUCUUUUUCUGACCGAGCUCUUUUGGCCUCACAUUUGCCAGCUUCUUUUCUCACUAUUGUGGCUAAGAAGGGGGCCAGCCGACGCUUUGUGAGCCACAAAGAGGAGAAGCGAAAGCUUUUGGAAUUUUUCGAGUGCAAAAACAUUCGGCAGCACUUUUUUAGCAUGUUACUUUGAAACACUGCUGUGGGACCAGACGGUGCACAAAAGGAAGAGGAGGAGGAACAGCUACCUAGCAGCUCUGCUUUCCAACCUCUGCAGCACCCUUUGUGUAUGACAAUUCAUUUUGAGCACAGGACGGCUGGGGAGGGUGGGGAGUGGGGUAGGAUGAGCGCAAACAGCCCCUCCUGGGACCAGGCUGUUCUCCAGCCUCCGGUGUGUGAUGCUUGGAAGGAGAUUACAGAGGAAGCAGCCUACCAGCUGGCCAGCUGCAUUGUCCUCCUGGGUUACAUGGGGGGAAGUGGCAUCUUUGGGUCUCUCUAUAUCUUUGGCCUCCUGGCCCCAGGCUACUUCUGCUACGCUCUGUGGGGCUGGCUCAGUGCUUGUGGGCUGGACAUCUUCAUCUGGAACAUGCUGCUGGUCCUCGCCUGCUUGAUUCAGCUGGCUCACCUGGCGUACCGGCUCCGCAGAAACACCAUCCCAGAAGAGUUUGACCUCCUCUACAAGACCAUGUACCUGCCCUUGCAGGUGCCCCUGGAAGUCUACAAGGAAAUUGUGAAAUGCUGUGAAGAGCAGGUGCAGUCACUAGUCAGAGACCAGAAUUAUGCAGUGGAGGGCAAGACGCCCAUCGACCGCCUCUCACUGCUGCUGUCUGGCAGGAUCCGAGUGUGCCAGGACGGACAAUUCCUUCACUACGUCUUUCCAUACCAGUUCCUGGACUCUCCAGAAUGGGAGUCGCUGCGACCUUCUGAGGAAGGAACUUUCCAGGUGACGCUGACAGCCGAGACCGACUGCAGCUACAUCACCUGGCCGAGGAAGAAGCUGUAUCUCCUCCUGAGGAAGGACCGCUACAUCGCCCGCCUCUUCUCCUCCCAUCUGGGGUAUGACAUUUCGGAGAAGCUCUACUCCCUCAACGAGAAGCUCUUCGCCAAGUUUGGCCUUCGCUUCGACAUCCGCCUGCCCAGCCUCUACCACGUCCUUGGGCCGGCCUCCUCGGAGGGGGAGUCGGAGGACUGUGAGGAGCUGCUGCCGGGCCCUGGCCAGGCCGGCGUCUCUGAGGCGCCGCCGCAGCCGCCGCCGCCACCGCCGGCCCCGCGCCCCCGGGCGUCCCGGCCCGACAGUGAUCUGCUGGCCUCUGAAAACCAUCUCCAGAGCUCUCACCCUCUCUGCAAAGGACGAGCCCCUCUGGCUCCCACUCAGACCCCCGAACUCUAGGGAACAACAGGCUGCUUUCAUCCCGGAGCCCCUCCAAGGGAGCAGAUGCUCGCACAGGUUUUUGACCAGAGACACUCUUUAGCAUGCAGAGACGUCUGCCAGCAGAUAUCUACACUCAGGAGCACAUGAAGCACAUGCUUAGGACUGCAGUGUGACACUCCAGCACCUCCCACCCCAUGGCUGUUCACCAGAGCUGCCUUCCCCAGCGUGCUUCCACGGUCUGUUUUCUAGUCCUGCCUCUCUGAGGUUGUCAGCAGCUCUGUCACCAAAGUGCGCCAAAAUCCUGCAAGCAAUACCAGCCUGCUUGCAGAAUCUGUGUUCCUUUUGAUUCAAUGAUUCCCAUUAAAG
Molecule: messenger RNA, 6574 nt
Organism: Zonotrichia albicollis (white-throated sparrow)
Lineage: Eukaryota; Metazoa; Chordata; Aves; Passeriformes; Passerellidae
Gene: POPDC2
Product: popeye domain cAMP effector 2
Biological process (GO): striated muscle cell differentiation; skeletal muscle tissue development; heart development
Cellular component (GO): sarcolemma
Molecular function (GO): cAMP binding
Source: RefSeq, a predicted model, not a curated record